GUGAUAUAUUCGUAGGACUGUUGCAUAUAGAUAUAGUUUGUAUCGUUUGUAUCUUCCACGGUUAUUUACGUUCAAACGCUGUAGUAAACUACAAUUGAGGAAAACUUUAAAUAAUUGACUAAUUAAAUUCAAAAGAAAGAUGCCGUGUGAAAUGAUAACACUACAACUUGGCCAAUGCGGCAAUCAAAUUGGCUUUGAAUUUUGGAAAAGACUUUGUGCGGAACAUGGCAUUAGCCCUGAGGGAAUCUUGGAGGAUUAUGCUACAGAAGGAACAGAUAGAAAGGAUGUUUUCUUUUAUCAAUCUGAUGAUGAACAUUAUAUACCAAGAGCUGUGCUUCUUGAUUUGGAGCCACGAGUCAUUCACACUAUUAUGAACUCUCCUUAUUCAAAACUCUACAAUCCAGAAAAUAUUUAUCUGUCAAAACAUGGUGGUGGUGCUGGAAACAAUUGGGCAUCAGGGUACCAUCAAGGUGAAAAACUCCAGGAAGAAAUUUUUGAUAUUUUGGACAGAGAAGCUGAUGGAAGUGACAGUCUGGAGGGCUUUGUGCUCUGUCAUUCCAUAGCUGGUGGUACAGGAUCUGGAAUGGGAUCCUUUAUGCUUGAAUCUCUUGCUGAUAGGUUUCCAAAAAAAUUGAUUGAAACCUACAGUGUUUUUCCAAACCAAGAUGAAAUAAGCGAUGUUGUAGUCCAGCCAUAUAAUUCUCUGUUAACUUUAAAGAGAUUAACGCAAUGUGCAGAUUGCGUAGUUGUACUUGAUAACACAGCUUUGAACAGGAUCGCAUCUGACAGGUUACAUAUUCAAAAUCCAAGUUUCACACAAAUUAACAAGCUCGUCUCCACGAUAAUGUCUGUCAGUACAACAACUCUAAGGUAUCCUUCAUAUAUGAAUAAUGAUUUAGUGGGGUUGAUUGCUCCACUAAUUCCUACACCACGACUACAUUUUCUCAUGACGGGAUAUACUCCUCUUACAACAGACCAGGAGGGAGCUUCUGUAAGAAAAACUUCAGUACUUGAUGUAAUGCGUCGCUUACUACAGCCAAAGAACAUGAUGGUUUCAACUGCAUUAGAUAGAAAUGCAGCCCACUGUUAUAUAUCAAUUUUAAAUAUAAUACAGGGUGAGGUAGAUCCAACCCAAGUUCACAAAUCUUUACAAAGAAUUCGAGAAAGAAAAUUGGCACAAUUUAUACCUUGGGGACCGGCAAGUAUCCAAGUAGCGCUUUCAAGAAAGUCUCCGUAUAUACAAAGCACUCAUCGGGUUUCGGGUUUAAUGUUAGCCAAUCACACUAACAUAUCCUCGUUAUUUGACCGUGCUUUGCAACAGUAUGAUAAGCUUCGCAAACGAGAAGCUUUCCUGGAACAAUUUCGAAAGGAGAAAAUGUUUGAAGAGAGUUUAGAUGAGUUGGAUAAUUCUAGAGAGGUGGUAGAUUUCUUAGUAAAGGAAUACCAAGCUGCUACCAGGGUAGAUUAUCUCACUUGGAGUCCAAAUAAGGCCGAAUAGACACCAAUGAAAUUUCGAAAAAGGCCUCUAUUGCUGUCUCAAAUAUUUUUAUUUUUCUCUGACAGAUUCAACCAUCGUAAGUGGUAUUACGUCAAAGAAUGUUUACAUUUUAGCGAACAAUCCGUUCAACACUCAGUUGUUGAGUUUACUCAUAUAAUAAUUAAUUCAUUAAGUAGUCAGUCCUUAUGUUGGAUGUCUGAUGAAACUAUGCACUGAAUACUACCAAUUAUAGACUGCUUAUGAUUGUAACAGUUAAUGAUAGCUAAUAAAAAUUUCUCCUUAUACAA
This is a messenger RNA of Cephus cinctus (wheat stem sawfly), 1785 nucleotides long. Its product is annotated as tubulin gamma-1 chain. Gene Ontology annotation, molecular function: GTP binding; structural constituent of cytoskeleton. The coding region runs from base 140 to 1498 and encodes 452 amino acids. Gene Ontology annotation, cellular component: centrosome; cytoplasm; nucleus. The transcript has 9 exons. Gene Ontology annotation, biological process: cytoplasmic microtubule organization; mitotic sister chromatid segregation; microtubule nucleation. The record is from RefSeq and is a predicted model, not a curated record. Lineage: Eukaryota; Metazoa; Arthropoda; Insecta; Hymenoptera; Cephidae.